AUGACAGAAGCAGCCUUACAUCAAACUUCGUCGGUUGCAGCUGUCACUUCUCAGAUGCACCCUACGUGGAGAGUAGACACGCAGCCGGUAGCUGCUACACGGUCAUCUCCUUCUGCUGUAAAAUGUGCAUCUAAUGUCGAAUUUCAUGAUAGUGUAUCUAUAAAUUUGUUUCAAAAUGAAUCACGGCGAAUUAUGGUCGCUAAAAACUCAUCUUAUUUAACAAGUGUAGAAAAAGGAAAUCCUUUUGUUGAUAGUGACGCUGCGAAGGAUGAAUUUGCUAGUUCUUCCGACGAUUAUUUGUCCGAUAAAGCUGAAAUUGUAUUCAGUGAAGAAACCAUAUCUCCAGGAAUUAAAUGGAAAACCUUAAAUGAUUCAGAUGAAGAAACAAGCGAUGGCUCUGACGAGAUUGAUGAAGACACGGAUGAAAAUGAUAAAGCUGAAAUGUCCGACACAGAAACAAAAAAUCUCUUGGAUGACGUAGUUGAGGAUGAAGAUGAAUCUGAUCUUGAAGAUAGUAAAACGCUUAGUAGUGAUAUAGGCUAUACGUCAAAAUGUGUUCAGAAUAAGACUUCUUCUGAAUCACUGUCAUAUUCAUGGUAUGGAAUGUCUGAUGAACAAAGGAUGUAUUAUGUAAAGUGCUUCAACCAUUUAAUGAAAAAAACUCUUGGACAUUAUGAUAUAAAUGGAGCUAUUUGUGGUGCAAAUGAGCAUGUUAUUGACUUUUUUAAACGAAGUGGCUUAAACUGUGAAAAAUUAUCAAAAAUAUGGAGCUUGAGUGACGUUAACGAAGACGGUUAUCUAGAUGUCAACGAAUUUUCAGCUGCAAUGCAUCUUAUUGUUCUGCAUGUAAAGGGCCACAUACCAAUUCCUGAUGUUAUUCCUUUUGAAAUCAGUCCGCCAAUUAUGCCACGUCGAGAUAUAAUGCAAACUAACACUAAUGAAGACAAUAAUAAGCAAAGCAAUGAAGUGCAAGCAGUAAAAGUGAUGCAAGAUUGGAAACAGUUUGAUUUCGAUGAUGCUAAAGCAGGAACAACGUCUGCCCAUCAUUUGCAGCAACAUCAUUCUUUUAGUGAUGAACAUCUACAUGUUCAACCAGAUCCUAUUGAGAAACUAAGCAAUUUUUCGGAUGUACCACCACUUCUUGUUGACGUACGCCCAACAGCACGAAGGCCUACUCAGCCUUUGGUUAAUACAGUUUCGACUAAAACUGGAUCGUAUUAUAUUCCACUAGCUCGUCAUGAUACAGCUUUUACAUUAAGUCCACAGGGACCAAAAGGGCCUCCACCAAAACCACCUCCAAGGUCUGCAAAUAAAGGUCAUGGACGAAGUGCCAGUUUGGACUUAAAUAAUUUUGCUGCAGAAACACCAAGAUUUAAGCCGAGUCUUGCGAUAAAUGAAGCUCAACGUACAGCUUUACAUCCUCAGGGAACAGUACGUUAUCAUCCAUGCAAUUCAUUACCAGCUGAUGUCACACGUUUUUCUACUGUAACUGAGUGGCAAGAUACCAGUUCACCGCGACUUCCAGCUCCACCGUUACCGCCUCGAUUGACAUUUUCUGAUGCUGCUGUACAAACCGAAAAUACCACUCUGUUAUCACGAAGCUUCAGUGAUGGACAAGAACUGAUCGAACUUGAUAUUGAUAUGGAAAAACGGAUCGAAGAACUGCUAGCAGAUGAGAAUAAUGCCAGUGCAGAGAAUAGUACCUCACCAUCGACAAGACAUAUGAAUUGGCGAGUUCGAUGCAAUCAUUUACGCAUUAUGAAUUCUCAUUUAGAAGCAGAACUUGCUAAAUUAGCGCAAAUCAAGUUACAACUUGAGCUGAGGCUUCAGGAAGCAGCUGGAAAUCAACCAUCAAUGAAGCCAACUUCGCUCUGA
Molecule: messenger RNA, 1875 nt
Organism: Thelazia callipaeda (thelaziosis nematode)
Lineage: Eukaryota; Metazoa; Nematoda; Chromadorea; Rhabditida; Thelaziidae
Source: the annotation of a GenBank genome assembly